AUGUUGAAAGCUAACAGCGCAAUCAUUAGCAGGACAAAUGGCCGUGUUGCUUCGAAAUUGACUGCAAUUGCCAGCUCUAGGUACUAUAGAUGUACUCCUUUUUUCCAGAACAAGCAGACACAUCCUAAUGACCCAACUUCUGUCGAAGAUUUAGCAAGUCGUCCCGACGCUAAUGCAACAACAAGAACCGACUACUACGAAUACGAGCGUUUGGUCAAAGGCUCAGGGAAGGAUUUUAAAGCUACAUGGCUGAAUGCGUUGGCGGAACGUAAAGCUCAAUUGGCACAGGGAAAAAUUAUCGAUUCGUACGUUUACAGCCAUAUCAAGUCGACUGAUGUCAUCGACAAGACAAGAAAGGAUUCUUUUGCUUACAUAGUGCUGCCAUUCAGAGAUGAUCCUACAGUGGCAGAUUUUUAUGUGAAUGCUGCGGGUCGCCUGAGAAUGGGUCAAUUGUUCCAAGAUCUGGACUCACUGGCUGGUAAGAUCGCCUACAAGCACACAGCUCCGGUGGAGCCUAUGAUUGUUACCGCAUCUGUUGAUCGUAUUUAUCUGCUAAAACCGGUGGAUAGCAUCGCUGAUGUGAAUAUCAUUCUUUCGGGUGCUGUGAUUUACACGGGUAGAUCCUCCAUGGAGAUCUCUAUCACGGCUAGGGCCCUAAAAAGCGACAUACCCAAAGAGAUCGACGAGAACUCACUAUCUGAUGAAGAUAUCUUUAUGACAGCAUCUUUUACCUUUGUUGCCAGAAAUCCCGAAACUCACAAGUCAUUAGCCAUCAAUAGGUUAUUGCCUCUGAACGAGCAAGAGUGGAUGGAUUUCAAACGUGCAGAAUCGAGAAUGGCUGCCAAAAAGAUGCGGGCUAUAAACAUGAAUCUGGAGAAGUAUCCACCAACCAAAGACGAGUCGGUACUCAUCCAUCAGCUUUGGACAGCUUCCAAAAAGCUAGCUAGUUUGAAAGAGAAACCCUCCAAUAUUAUUUUCAUGAAGGACACAAACGUUAAGUCUACCAUGUUUAUGCAACCACAGUAUAGGAAUAGACAUUCCUACAUGAUUUUCGGAGGUUAUCUGAUGAGACAAACUUUUGAGCUCGCCUAUUGUUGUGCGGCCUCAUUUUCCCAUUCCCUACCUAGAUUCGUGUCCUUGGACUCAUUGACAUUCAAUACUCCAGUUCCGGUCGGCUCCGUUUUGCAUAUGGAUGCUACCGUCGUUUACACGGAGCAUUUGCAUGAAUCAAGCAAGCCCGAAGCGCAAUCUGCAGUAGACGGCUCUGUCGAUGAUAAGAACAACUUCCACUUCCAGCCAACUCCGGUUAAUGAACUUUCCUUGAGAGAAAAUGACUUCUUAUCAAAACCAGGUACCUUGAUUCAAAUCAAAGUCGACACUAAAGUUCAGGAAUUGGCUUCAGAGAAGAUCCAGAAAUCGGGGUCUUUUAUUUAUUCUUUCUUCACUCCAAGAGAUGCUGAUGAAGACCAUGUAGCAAAGCCUGGUUAUUGCACGGUCAUUCCUGAAUCCUACUCGGAAAUGAUAGAAUAUGUUGAAGGCAGAAGACGUGCAAAGGAUACGGCAAUGUAUGCUAAGUCACUUAAGGCAAACUCCCAGUAG
Molecule: messenger RNA, 1599 nt
Organism: Torulaspora globosa
Lineage: Eukaryota; Fungi; Ascomycota; Saccharomycetes; Saccharomycetales; Saccharomycetaceae
Exons: 1
Coding region: 1-1599 (532 amino acids)
Biological process (GO): acyl-CoA metabolic process
Cellular component (GO): mitochondrion
Molecular function (GO): fatty acyl-CoA hydrolase activity
Source: RefSeq, a predicted model, not a curated record